This is a messenger RNA of Pseudopipra pipra, 2829 nucleotides long. RefSeq names its product class I histocompatibility antigen, F10 alpha chain-like. Gene Ontology annotation, biological process: immune response. The transcript has 6 exons. The record is from RefSeq and is a predicted model, not a curated record. Gene Ontology annotation, cellular component: external side of plasma membrane. The coding region runs from base 596 to 1708 and encodes 370 amino acids. NCBI's taxonomy places the organism in Eukaryota, Metazoa, Chordata, Aves, Passeriformes, Pipridae.
AAGGCUGCCAAAGGAAAGUGCAAAAAGGUUCCCAGCCCAGGGAGAGAAGCGGGUGCAGUCAGGCUCGGGCAGGCAGGGAAGCAGCGCUGGAGGGAAGCGGGUGGGGAGCAGAGCGGAUCCGAGCCGAGCAGCAGAGCAGGGAGGUGGGACACGAGCGGGACGGAGCGAGGAGCGGGGCCAGCAGCCAGCACGGGCCCCUGGCCAACAGCGGCUGGGCUGGACAGGACCGAAACGCGGGCACUGCCUUAAAUCCCCCCGGUGGGCGCUCCCUGGCCAGCUCGGCUCCGGGCAGAGCCUUGACUUUGAGACCCCCUGGAGCCCACGCAAGACGUGGCCGCGGAGGGUUGCAGAGGGUCUCAGGAGGACUCAGGGUGGUCCCAGCAGGGCUCCCAAAGGACAUUCCGGUCAGUUCCCAGGAAUUCCCCCGUCCCCUCCCCUCCCCCGCGCUGCCUCGGGCACUGUCGCGUCUCCCAACCUGCGGCGGCGGGAUCUGCCCGGUGACCGGUGACGUCACGGCCGAGUCGGGUUGCCAUUGGUGCAGAAGAAGUAGCGGCGCCGGACGCUGCUGUGUGGGCGGGGCCAGCGGAGCAGCGCGAUGGCUCCAGCGCUGGGGCUGGGGGCGCUCCUGGCGCUCCUGGGGGUCUCGGGGGGGCAGCCCGAGGUUCUCCACUCCCUGCGUUUCCUGAGCGUGGCCAUGUCAGAGCCUGGCCUGGGGGUCCCCCAGUAUGUGGCUGUGGGGUACCUGGACAGGACCCCCUUCCAGCGCUACGACAGCGAGCGGGGCCGGGCGGAGCCGCAGACGCCGUGGAUGGCGGCCGGAGCCGAGCCGGGAUAUUGGGAUGGACAGACCCAGAUCCACAGGGGGAACCAGCACGUGGCCAUCACCAACGUGGAGAUGCUGCGGGGCCGGUACAACCAGAGCGGGGGUCUCCACACGCUGCAGCGGGUUUGUGGCUGUGACCUCCUGUCCAACGGGAGCAUCAACAGAACCCUUCGGUACGGCUACGACGGGCGGGAUUUCAUCUCCUUCGACCUGGGAUCCGGGAGCUUCGUGGCGGCCGAUGGAGCUGCCCAGAUCACCCAGAGGCGCUGGAAAUCCGAAGGGUACGAGGCUCUUCAGCACGAGCUGGCACAGAGCUGUGUGGAAGAGCUCCAGAAAUACAUCAGAUGUGGGCAGGAGGCGCUGGAGCGCAAAGAUCCCCCCGAUGUCCACGUGUCCGGGAAAGAGGAACACGGGAUCCUGACGUUGUCCUGCCACGCGUACGGAUUCUACCCCGGGAUGAUCGGGAUCAACUGGCUGAAGGGGGAUGAAGUGCGGGAUCAGGAGACGGAGUGGGGCGGGAUCGUUCCCAACAGCGACGGCACCUUCCACAGCUGGGCCAGGAUCGAGGCGCUGCCGGGGGAGCGGGAGCAGUACCGGUGCCGGGUGGAGCACGCCGGAAUGCCAGAGCCCGGGAUCUUCGCCUGGGAGCCGGAAUCCGUCUGGAAUUUCAGCCCAGUGUUGGUGGCUGUGUCCGUCAUCGCUGCCAUCAUCAUCAUCAUCGGCCUCGUGGGAGUCGGUGUCUGGAAGCUCCGAUCCGGGAAGAGGGAGGGGAAUGGAUACGACCCCGCGCCCACCAGUGAGUCCCAGCAGCGUGUGUGGAUCCAGAUCCUCUGGGCAGGGAUCCCAGGAUGGAUGCCGGGAUUCCAGAGGGGAAUGGGGACCUAAUGGCUGGAGCGGGAUUGGAAGGGGAUUCCAGCUCAGGGCAGGAUUCCAGAGUGGGAUCAGGUGGAAUUGUGGACUGGGAUCAGGGCUGGAUUCUGGAGUGAGAUUGGCGUGGGAUUGACAGAGCAGGAUCAGGAGGGAUUCCAGAGCAGUUCCUGCUCUCCAUGGGCUCCACAGCCAGAUCCAUCCCCUGGGAUGGGAACAGGGACAUGGUGACUCCUUUCCCCACUCUCAUCCCAGCAGGAAUCCCAGCCUGAACGAUCCUGGAGCUGGAUCCGCCCCUUCCCUCUCCCUGCGGAAAGGCAGGAGCUGCUGGCAGAGCUCAUCCCGCUGCUCCCACCCACCCCGGCCCCCCUGCGGCUUUUCCCCAUGGAUCAACUUCCUGCUUUUUCCCAUGUGAAACUGUCAGAGACUGAACAGUCAAUGAUUUCUGCAUUCUGGGAUUGCCAGGAGACUUUUGCCGGCUUUUGCAGGACUUUGGCAUUAUCCCUCUGGUGGGCAGCUGGGCCCAUCUCCCCCUCCAGUGCUGCUGAAGGUGUCAAGCCCUGGAAAGGAGAGAAGAACCGAGUUUACCAGGCCCCUCAUGGGAACUCUGCUCUGGGCUGUCCGAGGUGUUGGGGGUUCAUGGCAUGGCCCAUCAAAGCCCAUCCUCCCCUCUGCCAAUCUUGGAAGGUGGGAAAAAACCUUUUCCCUGCCCCUCACAGGAACUCUGGGCAGGCCUGGGAGACGUUGGGGGUUCGUGGCAUGGCCCGGGACAUUGUCCAUGGAUAUAAUAACUCAUAACUUCCCUGAGUGUGGGGGCUUCCCUCCCUCACCCCCAACGGAUCAAGGCCACCACUUCAACUGACAGACAUGGAAGCUGCAACUACCAACUUCCAUCGCUGGACCCCGUGGGCAGUGACUAUAGACAUCUUUCCAUUCUCAGCUUUUCUUUCCCUUCCUCUCCCUUACCCUUCUCCUGUCUUUCCUUUCUCUCCCUUAUGCAUUUUCCCCAAAGGUUCUCUUUAUGCCAUAUUGCUGUAGAUGACAGAUACAGAUGAUUUAACACCCAAAAUGGCAACGUACCUGUUUACCUUUGAAACAAAACUGUUCUAAAAUAAACCCUACAUAUGUAAGUUUUCAAA